This is a messenger RNA of Ichthyophthirius multifiliis, 447 nucleotides long. RefSeq lists its product as hypothetical. The transcript has 2 exons. Lineage: Eukaryota; Ciliophora; Oligohymenophorea; Hymenostomatida. The record is from RefSeq and is a predicted model, not a curated record.
AUGAUGUAAAACAUGCAAUAAAUUUUUGAUGGUUUAACUCAAGAUGAUCUAAAUACUUUAGAAAGAACAAUAGAUUAGCUUUUUGCAACUAAAUCAACAUCAAAUGAUAUUAUAUAUAAUGAAUUCUUUAAUGAUAGUUAAAUAGAUAACUAACCAAUAUCUCAUAAAAUUAUUAUGUAUGAUAAUGAUAUCCCUUUAAAUAAUUAUUUAAAUAAAGAAUAAUUUUUUAAACAAUUUCAAGAAAUGCAAAAUAAACUUGAUUCUAAAAAAAAAUAUUUAAAAAAUAUCGAAAAAGAAGAAACAAUUCGAAUAAUUAAAGAAUAUGAACAUAAAAAUUACGAAAAAAAAUAUGGAAAUCCUAUUGCUGUUAUAUUAUCAGCUUUAUUAGGACCAUAAUAGGCUGAAUUAGAAAUUUUCAAACAUGGAAUUAAUAGAAAGCAAAUAUGA